AGAUGUCUUUUCAAAUGCUUGCGCUACCUUCAGGCUACCGACCUUGGGAUCGUACGUGGUCAAUCAUCUAUCAUUUUGCACUACAGCGUGAUCUACACUUUAAUGUCUGUAAACGAUAAAACCAGCGUAAUUUUUUUCAUAGUGAUGCUUGUUCAUGAAUUGUGUUUAUCCACGAAAAAUGAGAGCAACGCAGAUAAUGCCUUGUGUAUUGAAUAUAGAAGAAACCUGUCGCAGUAUGUAAAAGACAUCAUAUACAAUAUGUCUGAAAAAGCAGCGCCUACAUCCUUUUGUGGUUGGUGUUGCGAAGCCGUACAGAAAAUGGGGGUCAUUUUGGAAAACCCUGAAUAUCAUAAUGCCGACGGGAAGUCAUGUUUUGAUCUCUUGGCUAAUACAGAAAAGGGCACAAUAGAUUCGAUUGAUUUCAUUUACAAAAAGUGGGACAGUUCUUUCUGUUCCCAUUGUUUUGAAAGGUCCACUUUGGAUCACAAUGUCGAUAUACUAACUGGAUCAUCUCACAAGGUUAAAUUGUCGAAAAAUUCGUUGAAUUCUUUUUACAACUUACAGGCUUACAGUAAAAAGGUCUACACUUUCUUUGAUAAACUUGAUAAUGUCCUGACGUGUUUUAAUCAGUUCAUCAAUUAUCCUAACAUAUCCAUUCUCAAUGUAUUAAACUUCCCUUCUCGUAAAAGCUUGAAUAUCAGUAACAUGGUUUGUCAAAACUGCUCUGAAGUAUAUCACACAUUGUUAGAUUUUUACACCAGUCAGCUUAUGAGACAUAACAAAAUGGAUGGAGAACGUGGAAACCUCGAAAUAGUGUCUCAAAUUGGUUAUCGUUUCGCUGUAUGCUUAGAUGUACAGGAUGCCAUAAAUCGUACACAGUGGGCUUGGUACAAUUUAUUACAUUGUCAAACAGAAGAAAUUCAGCCUAUCGGUUUCCUUUUGCCAUUAUUAAUUUGUGUUGUUUUCCUUGUCAUUUUUCAUGUGCUUGCUCAGUCAGUAUUUCGUCGUCCUGUCCACCUAAUGGUUUACAGGCCAAAGCGCGUUGAACCGACAGUCAGGUCACAACAAAGAAUAUUCAGUGCAUCUUCAAUUACACAUGAACAUAUGUCGCUAAUCAGAUCUUAUGGCAGCAUAGGACCUGUAGUAGAGAAUAAUUCGAUGGAGCGAAAUUCAUUCAGGAAAAAUCUUUCACUUUCCUAUUCACCACCUGAUGGCCGAAUAAUAGUACAGCAUGCAGCACGAACUCAAGAUUGAUAAAAGUAUUAUUUAUUAAAACUACUCUAAUGUCUUUUCCACAAUGAUUUCACAGUCAUUUGAUUCUUUUUAUAGUCAAUCACUUUCUCCUGUUUUCUUAGCGAUCAAAAUUGAUAUAUUGUUUUCCAUUUGCGUUAUAUUCUCUUCAAUUAAUCACAAUAAAGGAAUGAUUAUUACUCGGAGAAAUAGGUUUGAUAUAUUUUCGAAGAUUCUUAUCACUUAUUGUGAAAAGGAUAUUUUUAUUGUUCACCUUGUCGAUCAUUCUUGUCAUGACAUCUUGAAAUUGCUUCAACACUUCACUUAUCUUAGUCGUUCAUUUCGAUGAUUAUAAACUAUUGCAUUACCAAACUGAAUAAUUUGUUAAAACCUUCGUUCUUUGGCAUUUGUUUUCUUGUGGAUGAGCUUUCCAUCUUCUAUACAAUUUUCAUACUGUAAUUAUUGACAUUCUAUCUUUUCAUCUUUUUUAAAAUGUCACAUGAUCCUACUAAUAAAGCGAUAUAAAUUCUACUACAUAUCAA
This is a messenger RNA of Heterobilharzia americana, 1772 nucleotides long. The record is from the annotation of a GenBank genome assembly. Lineage: Eukaryota; Metazoa; Platyhelminthes; Trematoda; Strigeidida; Schistosomatidae.